Trifolium pratense (red clover) is the source of this 1738-nucleotide messenger RNA. RefSeq names its product hydroquinone glucosyltransferase-like. Lineage: Eukaryota; Viridiplantae; Streptophyta; Magnoliopsida; Fabales; Fabaceae. Bases 198 to 1616 code for a protein of 472 amino acids. The record is from RefSeq and is a predicted model, not a curated record. The transcript has a single exon. Gene Ontology annotation, molecular function: UDP-glycosyltransferase activity.
UCCUAUAUUCAAACCAAUUUUCUAUAUGCAUGUUAUAGAAUUGAACUUUAUGCUUCAAAAACCAAAAUUGACUAAUACAUAUACUUCACUAUAUAUAAAAACACAUUUCUAGGAUCAUAAUCAUAAACAGAGAACAACCGCAUACAAACUUUUCACAAACUUAUAAGCCAAACAACUAUUGUACGUAAUCCAUUCCAAUGGCAAGAAAAACUCACAUAGCUGUUAUUCCAAGUCCAGGUUUCAGCCACUUAGUUCCAAUAUUAGAAUUCACCAAAAGAUUAGUCAAAAAUCACCCAAAUUUUCAUGUAACUUGUAUCAUUCCCUCACUUGGGUCACCACCUGAUUCAUCAAAAUCAUAUCUUGAAACAAUUCCACCAAACAUAAACUCAAUUUUUCUUCCACCAAUCAACAAACAAGAUGUACCUCAAGGAGCAUAUCCUGGAAUCCUAAUUCAGCUCACUGUUACACUCUCUUUACCAUCAAUUCAUCAAGCCUUAAAAACCUUGAAUUCAAAAUCACCUUUAGUUGCUAUAAUUGCUGAUGCUUUUGCAUUUGAAGCACUUGAUUUUGCAAAAGAGUUCAAUUCUUUGUCUUACCUUUACUUCCCUAGUAAUGCUUUUGUACUAUCACUUGUUUUGGAAAUGCCAAAACUUGAUGAACAAGUUUCAUGUGAAUACAAAGAUUUACAAGAACCUAUAGGGUUGCUAGGAUGUGUACCAAUCAAUGGUAUUGAUCUUCCAACACCAACAAAAAAUAGAUCAAGUGAAGCAUACAAGAAGUAUCUUCAACGUGCGAAAGGUAUGUAUUUGGUUGAUGGAAUCAUUUUUAAUAGCUUCUUUGAAUUAGAAUCAAGUGUUAUUGAAGCAUUGGAACAAAAGGGUCAUGGAAAAAUCAGUUUUUUUCCUGUUGGGCCUAUUACACAAAUAGGAUCAAGUAAUAAUGAUGAUGUUUUUGAUGAGUUUGAAUGUUUGAAAUGGUUAAAAAAACAACCUCAAAAUUCUGUUUUGUAUGUUUCUUUUGGAAGUGGUGGAACACUUUCUCAAAGACAAAUCAAUGAACUAGCUUUUGGUUUGGAGUUGAGUGGUCAAAGAUUCAUUUGGGUUGUGAGAGCACCAAGUGAUUCUGUUAAUGCUGCUUACUUAGAAAAUUCAAAUGAUGUUGAUCCUUUGAAGUUUUUGCCAAAUGGGUUUUUGGAAAGAACAAAAGAAAAAGGUUUUAUUUUGCCAUCAUGGGCACCUCAAAUUGAAAUACUUAAGCAAAAUUCAGUUGGUGGAUUUUUAAGUCAUUGUGGUUGGAAUUCAGUUUUGGAGAGUAUACAAGAGGGGGUGCCAAUAGUAGCUUGGGCUUUGUUUGCAGAACAAGCAAUGAAUGCUGUUAUGUUAAGUGAUGGUCUUAAAGUGGCAAUAAGGUUGAAAUAUGAAGAUGAUGAGAUUGUAGAAAAGGAGAAAAUUGCAGAAGUGAUUAAGUGUGUGAUGGAAGGUGAAGAAGGUAAAGGAAUGCGUGAAAGAAUGAAGAGUUUGAAAGAUUCUGCUGCUAAUGCAUUGAAAGAUGAUGGUUCUUCAAUAAAAUCUCUGGCUCACUUGGCUAGUCAUUGGGAAAAGUUUGGUGGGAUUUAAGAAAAUUAAUAUUGUUCUUAUUUUUUAAAGUUAUUGUUUUGGUUUUGAUGCUUUCUUUUUUGUAAUUGAAGUUUAAUAAUCGUUCAAUAAUACUAGUUCUAAAUUGAAGUUUGCAAUUGUAA